AACUUUAAUGUGUAUUUACAGCUGAGAGAUCCCAAUCUGCACUGCAGUGGCUCAGAGGUACGAUUGAAAAGGGAAGUAAUUUUAAAGGUCAUAUAAUGAAGAAUGGCCAGUGGUCAGGAGAGCAAUGCAUCCUUUUCUGGUGAACAGACAGCUGCUUCAGACAGUUCUCAAGUGAAAAAGUCUCAUAAUUAUGAAGAGGAAAUAUUUUAUAGGAACUGCAGAGCAGCCUACUUAGCUAUCUUUAAAAGCAGUUUAGAAAACAUUAAAUCAAAAGAACAACUGUGUUUAGUACUUCAGCAAGCAGGAAGAAAUCCUUCUUGGCAGACAGUUAAUAAAUACUGGACACACCAAACUACCUCACUGAAUUUUGAUGAUUUUUGUUUCAUCUUGAAAAAAGAACCCCCUGUUCAAAAAACAGAGCUACUCAAAACCUUUGCAAAAAUGGAUGCAAAUAAUGAUGGCUAUAUCUUGCAUAGUGAACUUCAUAAUGUUCUUACAACAAAAGGUGAAAAAAUGACUCUUGAUGAAGUUAAUGCAAUCACUGAGUUGACUGAAGUGAACGAUGAUGGCAAGUUUUACUAUUACAAGUUUUGUAAAUUGUAUAUGACAAUCAAUGAACAAUGUCUGAAGAAUGCAAUGGAGAAACUGGAGGUUGACAGUAAACUGAAGCGUCAGCAGCUUGGAAAUCAAAUUGAGAUCUUUUCAGAAAUGGCAAAAUCAACAGAUUCAAAACCAAAAACUGAAAGAAAAACAGACCCUACACCAGCACAAAAAAGAGGUCACUGCAAGCCCUCUUUGCAGCCUUCCUCAGCCCCAAGUUGCAAAAUCUCUGUGACGUCCACUAUCAGUAUGGGUGCCAGCAGCAACAAAAAAUCCAAGCUAAUUGAACCAAAUGCAGUAAAGGAAUGGCAUUGUGCAUACUCCAAAGGAUGUUUCUUCUUCGAAGACAAUGAUGAAAUAGUUUGUCAUAAAUAUAAGUUAUUUUUACCCCAAAGAUCAACAGUAUGUAUCACCAUUAAGCCUGUAUGUUUUAGCCAAAUGGAAGGAAAAAGUUCUCCAUGGUUAGCAGUGGACACUGCUUUGUAUAUUUUACAGGAAAAUGAAACUGAGGAAAAACCUAAAGCUGUGAACUUCACUGAACUACGAAAUAAAGAGACUUUUGGUUGGAGAGGAGAACUUGGAGCUGGUGAUUAUUGGAUAAUUCCUUUCACCACUGGCUGUAGAUUCAAGAAAAUAAAAAGGCAAAUUGCCAAAGAAGCCAAACUCAUAUCUGAAGAUGGGAAUGGAUGCUUGGCACUUACUAAGGAGUUCAGAGCAGCCUUGUCAGAAAUAUUUGAAAUGAUUGAUCUGGAUGGGAAUGGUUUUCUCAGCCUGGAAGAGUACAACUUCUUUGAAAUGAGAACCAGUGGUGAGACAUGUGAUGAAGAAGCUUGGGCGAUAUGUAAACAGAAUUUUGAAACAAAGAACAAUGAACUUACAAAACAAGGAUUUAUGGAUCUGAAUCUUAUGGAAGCCAGUGACCGAGGAGGGGAUCUUAGUGAUCUCUGGAUUACUUUGAUGUCAAUGGGCUACAAUAAAGCAAUGGAGUUGACAGAGGCAUGUCCUUUUUCUAUUCACAUCUACACAGAAAAGUGCAAACCCAAAAUUAAACCUGUUUGCCUGGAAGCAAGUGGCGGGCAACUUAACAAAGCCAUUUGUAUGAAUGUAGUUAAUAAAGGAGUUGCUAAGCCAAUGAAUAACAGUGAAAAUAUAAUUAUUCAUACAUAUAGAAGUGAUACACAGAUCACUUCUGUAAUUGAAAACAAGACUGAAGGCAAAACAAUAAUUCACCUCAAUAAUGAGAAAAGUAAGAAUUGUGUGAAUAAUAGGGGACUCAACACAUUUGCUAUUGAAGUGGCACCCAGAUCCAUGAUGGUUUGUCAGCAUGUGAUGCCACUGAAUGAACAAGAAGAAUGGAUAUACAACUCUGUUUAUUCUGUUUUAGUUUAAGCUAUCAUAAUUACAGGGUGUGGGCUCACAACAGAAAAGAGAAUCCAACAGACACUGCCAAGUCUUGGAUUAGUAGUUUCCAGAUCAUUGUACCACAGAAGUCUUGUGCUGUAGUGCACUUGUCCUGGAUGCUGAGAUCUGAGGGAAGUGAGCAGGAAACUGCUGAUCUAUACCUGAACCUGAGCAGUAAAACAGAGGAGAUAUUUUUACCUCUCUGUGCCUGUGUUCUAUGGGGACAAUGCAAGGGGCGGGAGUUGGGGUAUGCUUCAAGAAUGCAUGCCUCAUGAGAUGAAUCUCCUGGCCUUAAUUUCAGCCACCCAAAGUACUAUACAAACCCUGUGCCCUUUGCAGUUCACACAGUGUUUGGGGACGGAAUUGGGUUGUGGAUUAAUUAGAAUUGAAGGAAGUACUUUUCCUAAUCCCACUUCCCCCCUUUAAUCCUUUUAGCUUCAGAGUGGUUGGAGUGUUAGUGAAUUAAGAUUAGGGGCUGCACACAUCACAGCAUGCCUUUCUCAACCCUAAUUUCAUAUCCUACAUUACUAUAAGAACUGUGGGUGACCUUGUUGUGGUGCUCUACUGACAGGCACUCAACCUUUUAGAAGAAGUGAAGAAACAGCUUUGGAUCUGGUCUUGUACUGCUCUUUAAUAUGUAGAUGACCUGAUAAAUCUGAGUCUGGAAAAC
Messenger RNA from Heteronotia binoei (common prickly gecko), 2671 nucleotides. RefSeq names its product EF-hand calcium binding domain 7 (gene EFCAB7). The transcript has 14 exons. The record is from RefSeq and is a predicted model, not a curated record. Gene Ontology annotation, molecular function: calcium ion binding. NCBI's taxonomy places the organism in Eukaryota, Metazoa, Chordata, Lepidosauria, Squamata, Gekkonidae. The coding region runs from base 103 to 1989 and encodes 628 amino acids.